AUGGCCGGCAGCAUCGAAGAAGUUGAUUUGAUGCUGUUGUGUGACCGCGCUGCCUCCCUAAGUAGUGCGGUAGUUGUUCGUUCGGGCGCUCAUCCAGCGUUCACUCGCGUAUGGCAGCUAUGGACAGGCUCCACACGCUGGUGGCCACAGAGACAAAAGCUUAAGAAGCUGAUUUCGCGUCGCCUCCGUUACUUAGGAAAACAACAACGCGAUAAGAGAGCAUCGAGACCGGGCUUUCGAGUAACUCCUACCGCACCGUCAAGUCGCAAUAUCGUCACGGAGAUUGCGGCAUUCCUCGAUAAAGACGUUAACCACUGGCUAGAGACCUCCCUGGACGAGCAUCCGAUCUUACUGAUCCCGCGAUGA
Peronospora belbahrii is the source of this 366-nucleotide messenger RNA. The record is from the annotation of a GenBank genome assembly. Lineage: Eukaryota; Oomycota; Peronosporomycetes; Peronosporales; Peronosporaceae.